Messenger RNA from Punica granatum (pomegranate), 2322 nucleotides. The record is from RefSeq and is a predicted model, not a curated record. Lineage: Eukaryota; Viridiplantae; Streptophyta; Magnoliopsida; Myrtales; Lythraceae.
CAUCCCCCAUUUCUCUUCCCUCCCUCCCCCUCUCUCUUUCUCUCCCUAGCCCUAGCUCACCCGCCGCCGCCCUCCAUGCAUCACCAUCGCCCCCUGCCCCACAUCGUCACCCCCUCCGACGCGGCCGCUGUGACCGCCGAACUCAUCAAGCACGGGAAGAAGCGGGGCAGCUACAACUGCGGCCGCUGCGGCCUCCCCAAGAAGGGCCACUCCUGCCACGUCAGCAACCCCUCCUCCGACCCUCCUGACUCCCUCCCCGCUCCCUCCUCCACUCCCGCUCCCGCCACUGUGCCUCCUGCCGCUGCUCUCCAGUCGUCGUCUUCCCUCUCCUCCGCCACCCGUCCCCCUCCACCUCGCCAUCCGAUCUCUCACCUCCGCCGGGCGCUCUCCUUCGACGACUUCGACGUCCGCUCCGCCGGCGUCGAGGAGGACGACGAGGAGGGGCCGGAUUCCGAUCGGGACGAGGAGGUCGGCGGUGACGUCGGCGGGGGGCUGACUUCAAGCUGCCUUUGGGAAGUCCUCAGGAGGCUGCCGCCGGCCGAGCUGUCGUCGGCGGCCCAGGUGUGCAAGGGGUGGAGGGAGACGUCGAGGAGGCUCUGGAGGGCGGUGGAGGAGCUCCGGCUCAGGGUUCCUGCGACUGCUCAGGUUGGAUUCGUUGGAUCAGUGUUGCAGAAGUGCCCUGGGCUCGUCAGGCUGUCACUUAGACUUGAAAGAGAUGUAGAUUCAACAAUGUUGGCGUGCAUUGCGUUCUCGUGCCCCAAUUUGGAGUCUAUGGAGAUUUCUAAAUCUGCGACGGCCAUCAAUAGGAUCACAGGGGAUGAGUUGGGUCGAUUUGUUGCUGACAAACGGUGCCUUACCUGUCUUAAAAUGGAAGGGUGCACCAACCUUGGAGGUUUCAUACUCAAUUCGUCAAGUCUUUCUACGCUCUGGCUAUCAGAUCUUUACUCCCUAUCUAAAAUGGUUUUCAACUCUCCUAAUCUGAAAGAAAUUUCCCUGGCGUUCUCCCACCAAACAAAUGAUUGUACUGAUCUGACUACAAUAGUUGAAGGUCUUGGAAGGAGUUGUCCGAGGCUGCAAAACAUACAUAUUGCAUCACUUAGGCUUUCACAUGCUGUUGUGCUUGCGCUCACUGCAGCAAAUUUAAGGGGCUUGCGAAUGCUAUCACUUGUACUUGGAUCAGAGAUAACAGAUGCAUCUGUUGCUGCCAUUGCAUCAAGCUAUUCAAACUUGGAAUUGCUUGAUCUAAGUGGGUCUAGCAUAAGCGACAGUGGCAUUGGAAUGAUCUGCAAUGUAUUUCCUAGGAAAUUGUCAAGGCUCCUGCUUGCUCUUUGUCCUAAUAUCACUUCAAGUGGCGUUCAGUUUGCAACAGCUCAGUUACCUCUUCUUGAACUCAUGGACUGUGGGAUGACCAUAUGCGAUCCCAAUGACCAAAAGCAACCUGAUGAAGGUGCUAUUUGUGAUGUAGAUAGGAGGCCCAGCAAAAAACUUCAUCUUAUGUACCAGAAACUUAUUGUGAAGCAUGACAGGUUGAAAAGGCUCAGCUUGUGGGGUUGUUCAGGAUUAGAUGCUCUGUAUUUGAACUGUCCAGAACUAUAUGAUUUGAACCUUAACUCCUGUAAUAAUUUACAUCCUGAUCGUUUGCUAAUUCAAUGCCCAAAUUUAGAGAGUGUGCAUGCAUCGGGGUGCCAAGAACUGUUGAUUGGAGCAAUUGAAAGCCAGGUCAACAAUGAAUUUUCUCAUCUAGAGAAUCAUUUCCCAUUCAAAUGCUCAGCUGAUGGCUCCAAAAGAAUUCUAGUCCCAAAUAUGUUGUGUCAACAGCGUUUUUAUGAUGAUAAGAAGCGAAGCACCAUGAAGCGGCCGUGCAAUGUGCUUGUAGACUGAUUCAUGCUUCUGCUGGUUAUCUGAUGCGGAUAUGGAGACAUCCAUCUCGUCUCGUCUGUUAUACAUUACGAUUAUUAUUGUUAUCCAUACGUGGUCCGAGGAUCCAGCAAGACUUCAACUGGUUCAGGAACUGUUUCUCAUGGCAGAAGGGGAACUUUUACUGAGCAAGUAUGCAUUACAAGCCUUUCGACUGUUGUGGAAAAAUAAGAGUGCUGGUGUUCUUAUUGUGCUUUGACAUACCUCCAUAGACCCAAUUGGUUUAUGAGCUUUCUAUGUUCUAAUGACCAGGACACUGAUUGUGUUGUAGACUACAGCUUAGGUAGAUGCACCAUUUCAUCCUCUGAACUCUGACUAUAUAUUAUCGGUGGCAGUUGUAGCUUCUCAAAGACAGUUCAUGAGCAGUAAUAAAAGUAAGUGUAGAAUCUUUAUUGAUGCUUUGCA